Molecule: messenger RNA, 1945 nt
Organism: Molossus molossus (Pallas's mastiff bat)
Lineage: Eukaryota; Metazoa; Chordata; Mammalia; Chiroptera; Molossidae
Gene: NMUR1
Product: neuromedin U receptor 1
Exons: 3
Coding region: 87-1529 (480 amino acids)
Biological process (GO): G protein-coupled receptor signaling pathway
Cellular component (GO): plasma membrane
Molecular function (GO): neuromedin U receptor activity
Source: RefSeq, a predicted model, not a curated record
CCAGUUCGCCAGUCCACUGGCUCCUGGCGCCCCAUCUGUCCAUCGGGUGGGCUCCUCGCCCCUGGAUCUCGCGUGCAGCAGACCGCAUGGUUCCUUUCUGCCUCAAUUGCUCCAUCUUCCCUGGAGACAUGUCCCCCAGGGGUGCAAGAAGCCCAGUGCCCUGCAAUGGCAGUUGGGACUGGGGGCCCUUUAAGCCUGAGGACUUGACCCUGACUGACAAGGAGCUGAGACUCAAGUACCUAGGGCCCCAGCAGACGGAGCUGUUCAUACCCAUCUGUAUCACAUACCUGUUGAUCUUCGUGGUGGGCACCGUGGGCAAUGGGUUGACCUGCAUAGUCAUCCUUCGCCACAAAGUCAUGCGCACACCCACCAACUACUACCUCUUCAGCCUCGCCAUAUCGGACCUGCUGGUGCUGCUGGUGGGCCUACCCCUGGAGCUCUAUGAGAUGUGUUAUAACUACCCCUUCCUGCUGGGUGCUGGUGGCUGUUACUUCCGCACACUGCUCUUUGAGACAGUCUGCCUGGCCUCUGUGCUCAAUGUCACCGCCCUGAGUGUGGAGCGCUACGUGGCCGUGGUGCACCCACUGCAGGCCAGGUCCGUGAUGACCCAGGCCCACGUGCGCCGCAUGCUCGGAGCUGUCUGGGGCCUUGCUGUGCUCUGCUCGCUGCCCAACACCAGCCUGCAUGGCAUCCAGCAGCUGGAUGUGCCCUGCCGGGGUCCGGUGCCUGGUUCGGCGACGUGCACGCUGGUCCACUCAAAAGCCCUCUACAACCUGCUCAUGCAGACCACCACUCUGUUCUUCUUCUGCCUGCCCAUGGCCACCAUCAGUGUGCUCUACCUGCUCAUUGGGCUGCAGCUGCGGCGUGACAGGCUGCUGCUGCUCAGGCAGGGGGCCAAGAGCAGCGCCAGGUCCAGCAACAGAGGCAGGUUCCAGCAACUACAGGAUAGGAGUCGGACACAGGUGACCAAGAUGCUGUUUGUGCUGGUCCUGGUGUUUGGCAUCUGCUGGGCCCCGUUCCACAUCGACCGACUCAUGUGGAGCUCCGUGUCCGAAUGGACCGACGGCCUGCUCCUGGCCUUCCAGUACGUGCAUGUCGUCUCCGGCGUCUUCUUCUACCUCAGCUCGGCCGCCAACCCUGUGCUCUAUAGCCUCAUGUCCAGCCGCUUCCGGGACACCUUCCGGGAAGCCCUGGGCUUGGGGACCUGUUACCACCACCGCAGCCUCCGCAACAGCUCCCGCAGCCCCAGCAGGGUGACCACAGGCAGCACCCUGUGUGACAUGGGCUCCCUAAGCUGCAGGGCCCACCCUCUGACUGAGAACUGUGGCCCAGAAGGGCAGCAAGAGACCGACUUUGGAGGGACCUCAAAGAAGCUUCACCUGGAGGAGCCAGAGGGCCACGUGCAGCUGUGGGUGCCGCACCUGCCCUCCUCUGCAGGGACGCCUUCAUGCCUGUCCCCCUUGGUGCCCUGUCCCCACUGUGGCCACCUCAGUGACCCCUGCCCCCACCAUGUACCAGAAGGGAUAUAAGGUUACUGUCUGCUCUCCAGACCCCUGGGCCCCCGUUAAAGUCCUUCCCUCCAGCAACAUCACUGUCAGUUAACUGGCACAGCACCCUUCGUCUGGGGACAUCACCGCUCCUGCCACCAGUUCUGAAAUGUUUUCACGGGCCCUACCUUUCCUUCCUGUUUUCUGUCCCUCUCUAGCUCCUGGCCUGCACCUGGGACCUUCCUCCUAUCUGACCCCUCCCUGGCCCCCAGUCAGCUUAUUCUGUGCUGGGAUCUCCACCUCGUGGUGCAACUGGGUAGUAGGGGUGCCAGAGAUCCAGGGGACCUGAUUCCAAUCCCAGCCCUGUUGCCACCUUGCUGUGUGGCAUCAAGUUAAUCACCUCACCUUUCCAGGCCUUGAUCCCGUUUGUAAAAUGAGAGGGGCCCCGAUAUUUUAAG